CUCUUGCUGGGCACGGUUUUCUGAAGGUCCGAGUGACCUCGGAAGAUCAUGCUGUUCGGGGGUUUCCGGGUGAAGGAAGAGGUGAUGUUUGUGAGGGAGGAAACCAGAGGGUACUGGAGAAUCAUUCUACAGUUGGGUUUAGGUUGUCCUGCAGGGUGGCUGGUAUAGUCCGAUAUAUCAGGAUGUCUGGGAAGGAACUGCAUGCACUUGUGACUUUUUGGGUUUUGGUUUUCUGGAAACAGGUCCUUGGGCGUCAUCCCAUGCUGAGAUGCUGGGCAGGUCCUGCUCCUGGCCACCCCCUCCCUCCGCACCGUGGGGUUCUAAGGAGGGGGUCUUGGAAGGAAUGCACGUUUUCCUCCUUCCCCUGCCCGCUCCUGGGAAGGGAUUUAACAGGACAAAAGAGCCUGGUCCUCUGGGAACACGAGCUCUUGGCCCUGGUCCCCGGACCCUCUGACAGAACACCUUCCCUCAUCCGGCUUGUGAUCCUCCCCUGAGCAAGGGGGCUCCGGGGACCGGGGAAUGAUUGGAGGGGCCCACGGGGGCGAGGAGGAGGAGGCCGCUCCUCCAAGACUCGGGGGGAAAGACGGGUGGAGAGAAGGGGCGGAGAAGAGUAGAGACAGAAACAGAGACACAGGUGAGGCCCAGACAGAGGAUGGGACGGCGCUCGCGCCAAGGAAUGGGCGGUUAGGAGACAGGCAGAAGACGAGGAGAGGCGGUGGAAGGACAGGGGACACCUGCCUGUGUCUACACACACAUCGGAGCCAGGCUGGUGCACAGACAGAGGUGAGACGGCAGAAGUAGAGAGACCCACCUGGCAUCAGAGUCAGGGACAGGGCACCCCGGACGUCUUUGGUGCCUGUCGCUAGCCAUGGAAGCGGAAGGGAGGAGUCAGCAGGGAAAGCCAGAAAAGGGGCCAGUUUGCACCAGCCUCUCGCCCGAGACCUGCCUGGCGGCCGGGACUCUGCCCUCCAGGACAACGACGGGUGAGUGUGUCCCUGGGCUGGGUGAGUGUGUCUCUGGGCUGGGUGAGUGUCCCUGCAGGAGGCCGAGGCUCUGCCCGCAGGGAGCCCAGAGGGGCCGGCAGCCCUCCCGCCGCCACCGCACCAACUUCAGCCCCGGGCAGCUGGAGCAGCUGGAGUCCGCCUUCGGGAGGAACCAGUACCCCGACAUCUGGGCACGGGAGGGGCUCGCCCAGGACACCGGCCUCAGCGAGGCCAGAAUCCAGGUCUGGUUCCAGAACCGCAGAGCCAAGCAGAGGAAGCACGAGCGGUCUUUGCUCCAGCCACUGGCCCAUCUGGCUCCUGCCGCCUUCUCUGGUUUCUUACCCGAGUCCCCUGCCUGCCCCUACUCCUACACAACGCCUCCUCCACCAGUGCCCUACCUCCCUCACCCCUACAACCACGCCCUUCCCUCCCAGCCGCCCCCAGGUGGCUCUUUUGUUCUUCCACACCAGCCUGAGGACUGGUACGCCACCCUGCACCUGGCGUCCACCCGAUUUAGCUCUCGUCACCGGAUUAAUUCUUCUCCUUAA
This is a messenger RNA of Microcebus murinus (gray mouse lemur), 1531 nucleotides long. NCBI's taxonomy places the organism in Eukaryota, Metazoa, Chordata, Mammalia, Primates, Cheirogaleidae. The record is from RefSeq and is a predicted model, not a curated record.